Messenger RNA from Clonostachys solani, 1071 nucleotides. The record is from the annotation of a GenBank genome assembly. NCBI's taxonomy places the organism in Eukaryota, Fungi, Ascomycota, Sordariomycetes, Hypocreales, Bionectriaceae.
AUGCUCAAGCACAUCGUCAACUACUUGAAGUGCAACAGGCAGACAGAGGAACAGCCUCUCUCAGGGAAGAGAUGUAAUCCGUUUGCCUACAUGCUCAAAUUCAAGAGGCACCUAAAGUUCAAGGCAGCUACCAACUCUCGCAAGCCGAGGCUCGAUAUAUCUUCCUACUUGGAGAGACUCAGGAAGCAAAAGAAACCAGACACAGCUCGGCCAAGCUUCGAACCACUCUUGGUGCCGGCCGAACAAGGCCAGUCUCUCACACCCGACAGCGUCAUCUCUGCUCAGCCCAAGGUGCUUGUUCUGGAGGGCCACAACGAUGAUCCGAUAUGGUUUGAUCAUGCGAGGCCCAAAGGUGCGAUCGACAGGAGUAUGCGAGAGUCCGAUAUGGCAGAGGCGGAUAUCGUUCUCCUUACCGUCGGAUCAGUUGAUGAUCCAGUCCUAACUAGGCGACUGUCUGAGAUACCGGAUGAAAAGUCCAGGGUCAUUGUCGCUUCACGCACUUUUCGACUCAGGGGCAUCCCAAACGACCGCUGCACCAUUGUCACAGCUAAUCCUUCCGCUGAUUUUGCUGGAAGCUCAGCUAUCGACACCUCGACCAGAGUUCAGUUGCCACCUUUUCCCCCUUCAUCCUUCUCCAUCGGUAUUAUUGCGAACGAUCCGCAGACCGCACGCGACUGGGUCAACCACAGGCGUGAGAUUCCGGAAACCCUGCAGGUGGGGGAUCACAGGAUCACACUGAUUUCCAACCACAAACCUCAACAGGGCAAGGGCAGCCCAGUGGAUGGAUACAUCGUCAUCGCAACAGACAACUACGAGACAAUCGCGCUGCCCGAAGGUCCUUGGCCCAUAGUAGGAGUAUACAAGGAUCCAGACAUGGAUGCGCUCAAGCAGCUGCCUGGUGCGACCAGAACGAACCCAUUGGUCCUCUGUCUCUCGGAUCCAUUGCCUGCCUUACUCAGGCGAAUCAUCUUCCGGAAGCUUGUAGAGAGCCAAAAGCGUGGCGAAAUCCCACUUAGCAGGAUCGAUCCGUUUAUCAACAUUCAGUCACCAAUGCCUUCCGUCAGCGAAUAG